Molecule: messenger RNA, 1952 nt
Organism: Aphis gossypii (cotton aphid)
Lineage: Eukaryota; Metazoa; Arthropoda; Insecta; Hemiptera; Aphididae
Product: dihydrolipoyl dehydrogenase, mitochondrial
Exons: 11
Coding region: 150-1685 (511 amino acids)
Cellular component (GO): oxoglutarate dehydrogenase complex; mitochondrion
Molecular function (GO): dihydrolipoyl dehydrogenase (NADH) activity; flavin adenine dinucleotide binding
Source: RefSeq, a predicted model, not a curated record
UUUUGACAUUUUGAAGGGCAUAAAAAAUUAUACACAUAAUUCAUAAUUCAUCGUUUAUCGUUCAUUUUCCGUUUUUAAUAUAAACUACAUUGGAUUUGGUUCACAAUUAAUACCUUUUGAUUUUCUAUAGUAUUUUCCACUUGAUCAAAAUGCAAUCAAAUAUUUUUAGUAGGUUUUCAAUGGCUGUAAAGCCAACUAUACUAAAAAAGUCCAAACACAUCGAGUGUGGUUUUAUUUACUCUGUAGUUAAUCGCCGUUAUGCAAGUGGUGAUUCGGUAGAUUUAGUUGUUAUUGGCUCUGGACCUGGUGGCUAUGUUGCUGCUAUUAAAGCUGCACAGUUGGGUUUGAAUACUGUUUGUGUUGAAAAAAAUCCUACACUCGGUGGUACUUGUCUUAAUGUUGGUUGCAUUCCUUCAAAAGCACUACUGAAUAACUCACAUUAUUAUCACAUGGCUCAUUCUGGUGAUCUAAAUUCUCGAGGAGUUGAAGUUGAAAAUGUCAAGCUUAACCUAGAAGCAUUAAUGCAAACAAAAACAAAUGCUGUAAGUGCAUUAACUGGUGGAAUCGCUCAUUUGUUUAAAUCAAAUAAAAUAACAUUAGCCAAAGGUCAUGGUAAAAUAAAGGACCCAAACACUGUAUCUGUACUGAAAGAAGAUGGAUCCUCAGAAGAUAUUAAAACUAAAAAUAUACUUAUCGCUACAGGUUCUGAAGUUACUCCUUUUCCAGGAAUUGAUAUUGAUGAAGAAACUGUUGUUUCUUCAACAGGUGCUUUAAAACUUACAAAAGUUCCUGAAAAAAUGAUUGUUAUUGGUGCUGGAGUUAUAGGACUUGAGCUAGGAUCCGUUUGGAGUCGUUUAGGAGCAAAAGUAACUGCUGUUGAAUUUAUGCCUACAAUUGGUGGUGUUGGCAUUGAUGGUGAAGUGUCUAAACAAUUUCAAAAAAUAUUGACCAAACAAGGAUUAAGUUUUAAAUUGGGAACUAAAGUAAUUAGUGCAAGUAAAUCUGGUGGGCAAAUAUUGGUUGAAGUUGAAAAUGCAAAAGAUUCUUCUAAAAAAGAGACGUUGGACUGUGAUGUUUUACUUGUAAGUGUUGGCCGUCGGCCUUAUACACAGAAUUUAGGUCUAGAAGAAAAUAGUAUUGAAAAGGACGCAAAAGGAAGAAUACCAGUAAAUUCUAGGUUUCAAACUGUCAUACCUAAUAUAUUUGCUAUUGGAGAUUGUAUCCAUGGUCCUAUGUUGGCUCAUAAAGCUGAAGACGAAGGUAUAGUUUGUGUUGAAGGUAUAACAGGUGCACCAGUACAUAUUGAUUACAACUGUGUACCUUCAGUUAUAUAUACUCACCCAGAAGUAGCAUGGGUUGGAAAAAGUGAAGAAGACUUAAAAAAUGAAGGUAUUGAUUAUAAAGUAGGAAAAUUCCCAUUUGCGGCCAACAGUAGAGCUAAAACAAACAAUGAAACUGAUGGUUUCAUUAAAGUACUCGGUGAUAAAGUUACUGAUAAAUUAUUAGGAUGCCACUUAAUUGGACCUGGUGUUGGUGAGAUAGUUAAUGAAGCUGUUUUAGCAAUGGAGUAUGGAGCAUCUUGCGAAGAUAUUGCUAGAGUUUGCCAUGCACAUCCAACGUGUUCGGAAGCAUUAAGAGAAGCAAAUUUAGCUGCAUACUUUGGUAAAGCUAUUAAUUUUGGUUAAACUAUUUUGUUAUUCCACAAAUGAACAGUCUUCAAACCAAAUUCAGUGUAAAAAAGUUCAACAAUAUAUUUUAGAUUAAUACUCACUUUAAAUGCAAUUUGGCUUCUUUUUGUUCAAUUAUAAUAAAUAAAAUCUAACUUUUUUAGAUGUCACAAAUUAAGUUAAAAAUUAAUAGCAAUUCAAUACCCAUCAGAUGCUAAAAAUUAAACAAAAUAGUGUUAAUGAAUUGAGAUGAAAAUAAAUUAAUAAUUUUCCUUUUAAUCUGUA